AGAGAGAGAGAGAGAGAGAGAGGAUAUGCGGCAAUGCGCGUUGGAUUCACAGGCCAAUUGCCCAACCAUCGUAACCGUUAAAAUCAAGAACUUAGAUCAAUCGACGACGAACGGAGGCUACAUCCUCCCUUAAUCAAAGUCGUCUUCUUCGUCUUCUCCUCCCUUACAUUUGCUGUUUCAAAUUUUGCGAGUCCCGACACGACAUUGUACUGUUGAUUCAAAUGAGCACGCUGACGACAGCUGCUGUCCUUGUUCUUCUUCCCUUUCCCUUCACCAAUCUCCAGAUUUAGAUGGGCCGCCGUCGCCAACGCCGCCUCUAUUCUCUCUUCUCCUCUCCGUCGAUCUCCUUUUUGUCUCUUCUCUUCCUAUUAUCAUCCUUUGCUUAUUUUUCUAAUGUCAAUGCCAAAAGUAAUGCCACCAAGGGCCAAGCUUCUGUGACGCCCAUCAAUCGCGAUCUUUAUCAUACCAGUGGGGCUUUGCUGGAAGAAAUUGAGUCGUUGGUGCAUCGACACCCAGACAAACUCUUUAUUGAAACCCUUUCUACUAAGAAUAGAGGGUAUCAUGCUGAUACAACUAUAGUUACAUAUUGCCAAGGUGGGAAAGACUGCGAUGAUAGAUCAAAAGUUAGAAUCCUCCUUACUUUUGGGCAGCAUGGGAGGGAGCUCAUAACAACCGAGCUUGCAUUACGGAUUCUUUCUAUUUUAAGCGAUGAAGAAUUCUUACCAAAGCAAUACCCACUUACACUUAAUAAUACUUUGGACAAACUUGUUAUUAAGAUUGUUCCAAUGGAAAAUGUGAAUGGGCGCAAACUUGUAGAGGAGGGGGAGCUUUGUGAAAGAAGAAAUGGAAGAGGAGUUGAUCUCAAUCGGAAUUGGAGUGUAGAUUGGGGCAAAAAAGAGAAGGAUUAUGAUCCAUAUGAAGAGAAUCCUGGGACUGCUCCCUUUAGUGAGCCUGAGACUCAGUUAAUGCGGAAAUUAUCUACAUCAUUUGAGCCACAUGUAUGGGUUAAUGUGCAUUCCGGAAUGGAGGCUCUAUUUAUGCCAUAUGAUCACAAGAACACAACUCCUGAUGGAUUUCUCUCCCAGAGGAUGAGAAUGGUGCUUGAAAAGCUGAAUCAUUUCCACUUGAAUGACCGUUGCUUAGUUGGAUCUGGUGGAGGGUCUGUAGGGUAUCUAGCUCACGGUACAGCAACGGAUUACAUGUAUGACAUUGUGAGGGUGCCUAUGGCUUUCACAUUUGAGAUCUACGGAGAUCCUGAUGCCUCAUCAAAGGACUGCUUUAAGAUGUUCAAUCCCACUAGCAUGACCACUUUCAAUAAAGUUCUGAAUGAAUGGUCUGCUGUAUUCUUUACAAUGUUCAGUAUCAGUGCACACCAGAUUGAUGAGUUUCAUUCGAACGCUUCAGCAUCUAGCAGUUUCGAGAAGUGGGUUUCCAUUGAUGACUACUUGAAUGGUUAUUUGAUGGAGAGAAGAAGUAGGUACGGGAAAAAGAUGGAAGUGCUUGAACUGGGAAUGCAAGAAAUCAGAACAUAUUUUAGGUUGUUCUUGCUGUCCUCAGUGCUACUACUGUUUAUGUUUUGUUCUAGGAUCUCAAAGAGCAGUAGGCAGAUUGUGUCUGCUAUGCCCUUUUGAUAGCCAUAAAGAAAAUAGUUUUAGGAGAUUCUUGGAAAAACGAGAUAGGGAAAAUUAAACAUUCCAGUGUGUAAUUUAUUGCCUUUUUGUUUUUUGAGUUACAAUUGCCUUUCCAGGUUUGGAGAUUUGUAGUACAAGUGAUAAUUGUGAUUCAUGAAAACCUUAGCUGUGUAUUCGCCACAUUAUUAUUAUUAUUUUUAUUUAUCAAAGUUUG
Messenger RNA from Ipomoea nil (Japanese morning glory), 1845 nucleotides. Its product is annotated as metallocarboxypeptidase A-like protein MCYG_01475. Bases 291 to 1631 code for a protein of 446 amino acids. The transcript is spliced from 11 exons. Gene Ontology annotation, biological process: proteolysis. Lineage: Eukaryota; Viridiplantae; Streptophyta; Magnoliopsida; Solanales; Convolvulaceae. The record is from RefSeq and is a predicted model, not a curated record. Gene Ontology annotation, molecular function: metallocarboxypeptidase activity; zinc ion binding.